Thrips palmi is the source of this 1246-nucleotide messenger RNA. Its product is annotated as elongation of very long chain fatty acids protein 4-like. Gene Ontology annotation, cellular component: endoplasmic reticulum membrane. The transcript has 8 exons. The record is from RefSeq and is a predicted model, not a curated record. Gene Ontology annotation, biological process: sphingolipid biosynthetic process; fatty acid elongation, saturated fatty acid; very long-chain fatty acid biosynthetic process. Gene Ontology annotation, molecular function: fatty acid elongase activity. The coding region runs from base 155 to 1075 and encodes 306 amino acids. Lineage: Eukaryota; Metazoa; Arthropoda; Insecta; Thysanoptera; Thripidae.
AUCAGUCCGCAGAGUAGCAGAGCAGUGCCGCGCCGCCUCCAUCGAGAGGUGGCGUCCAGGCCGUCUCCUGUCUUCCAGCUGUUGUCCAGCGGGUGCUACCCGCGGCAGCACCGCCUCCAGCGCCUCCACGCCGCGGACGACGCCCACACUGACCAUGGCUUCGCUACUCAACGCCACGACCACCAUGCUCUCCGACGGCUACAACUUCUACCUGUGGACAUUGUCAAUAGCAGACAAACGCACUCGGGGAUGGCUCAUGGUGGACUCCCCGCUGCCCACCCUGGCCUACACAGUCCUCUACCUCAUCAUGGUGAUGGUGGGGCCCAAGCUCAUGAAGAACCGAAAGCCCUUCGACCUCAAGAAGGUCAUGAUCGCGUACAACCUCUCCAUGUGUGUGCUCAACGCCUUCAUCGCAGUGGAGUUGUUGGUGGCCUCAACGCGACUAAAGUAUAACUACAUCUGCCAGCCCGUGACAUUUAUCAACCACAAGGAGGAAAUUAGGAUAGCCAACGCGGUGUGGUGGUACUACAUCUCCAAGCUGUUCGAGUUCGGCGACACGCUCUUCUUCGUCUUGAGGAAGAAGGACAGACAGCUGAGCUUCUUGCACGUCUACCACCACGCCACCAUGUUCUCGCUGUGGUGGAUCGGCAUCAAAUGGGUUCCCAGUGGCUCCACUUUCCUACCCGCUAUGGUCAACAGCUUCAUCCAUGUGUUGAUGUACUCCUACUACGGCCUGGCGGCGCUGGGCCCGCACGUCGCGCGCUACCUGUGGUGGAAGAAGUACCUCACCAUCUUACAGCUGAUCCAGUUCACCGUGGCACUCAUCAUGGGGGUCAACAGCAUUCGGUCGGGCUGUGACUUCCCCAUGUGGAUGCAGUACGCGCUGGUGGUGUACAUGGUGUCCUUCAUCGUUUUGUUCGGCAACUUCUACGCCAAGGCGUACAUCAAAAAGGGGAGGGAGUCGCUGGCGUUCUACGGCGCGGCCAACAUGGCGCUGUGUCGGCCUUCCAUGGACUUGGAAGUGGAAAACAGGAAACGGCUCAACGGAAACGGACACCACAAGAAGACGCAAUAGGCAGAACCCGUACUUGCUUCAAAUCAAACUGUUUUCAAUUAAGUGAGUCCUCUGAAAAUUCACACAUCACUGCCAAGGGAUUCCAGCCAGGGCCUAUGGCCUGUGGCAAAAUGCAGGGUGCUCAAAGUAGUUAUGAAAUAUGGACUAUUUGCAAGACUAUCUGGAUUAUAU